Messenger RNA from Centropristis striata (black sea bass), 2073 nucleotides. RefSeq names its product DR1-associated protein 1 (negative cofactor 2 alpha) (gene drap1). Lineage: Eukaryota; Metazoa; Chordata; Actinopteri; Perciformes; Serranidae. The record is from RefSeq and is a predicted model, not a curated record. Gene Ontology annotation, biological process: positive regulation of transcription by RNA polymerase II; negative regulation of transcription by RNA polymerase II; transcription by RNA polymerase II. The transcript is spliced from 7 exons. Bases 208 to 909 code for a protein of 233 amino acids. Gene Ontology annotation, molecular function: transcription coactivator activity; core promoter sequence-specific DNA binding; protein heterodimerization activity. Gene Ontology annotation, cellular component: nucleus; negative cofactor 2 complex.
AUCGACGGGCGCUUUGACCCUGCGGAGCCACGGCUGACCUCCAGGCACCACGGAACCAGUGACGACGUGCUAACGAGCUAACGAGCUAGCAGGGCAGCUAUCGCUAUCUAGUGUGUGCGCGGCGGAUGUGAUUUAUGAUAUAGAAUAAUAUUCCAGAUAAUAUAUAUCACAUUUUAUUUUGAGGCUAGCCAUCCAAGUAAUUUGAAUAUGCCCAGCAAAAAGAAGAAAUACAACGCCAGAUUCCCCCCGGCAAGGAUUAAGAAGAUCAUGCAGACAGAUGAAGAAAUAGGCAAAGUGGCUGCAGCAGUGCCUGUUAUUAUUUCGAGAGCCCUGGAGCUUUUUUUGGAAUCAUUGCUUACAAAGGCCUGUCAAGUCACCCAGUCGAGGAAUGCAAAGACAAUGACAACAUCACAUCUAAAGCAGUGCAUCGAGCUGGAGCAGCAGUUUGAUUUCCUGAAGGACCUGGUGGCCACGGUGCCGGACAUGCAGGGCGAGGGGGAGGAGAACCACACUGAGGGGGGAGGAGAAAAAGUCCCACGCAGAGGUAGAAAACCAGGGUCUGGGCGUAAGAAUGGGGGAGCUGGCUCCAAAGGAAAGGACAAGAAGUUGUCUGGCACAGAGUCGGAGCAAGAGGACGACUCUGAAGACAGCGAGACAGACGGGGACGAGGAGGACGGCUCUCAGUCGAGCACAAAUCUGCAGGCUGCAUCCAGGUUUCACAGCUCUAACGCACCCCCCCAGUACAUGCACAUGGGCAGCGUGGCCUCCAUGGGCAGCAUGGCGCCUGCACCGCCCCAGGGCGGCAUGGCGUUCGCCCCCCACCCCUCCAUGAUCAGCGUCGCACCACCUCCCCCCGCCCCUGAGCCACACAAAAACGAGGAUGACGAUGACGAAGACUAUGACUCUUAGCUCCCUCCUCCUCCUCCUCCUCCACUUACACACACACACACGCACACACACACUCUUUCAACAUUAUUUUUCGAUUUCCUAAGUUGCUCUUGCGGCGGCUGCUCCCAACAGAGGAGGGAAAGACUCUUCACCGCAGGUCGCUGCCAGCUGUCAGAGACACCGUCGCAGGAGACAGAAAACUGGUUGUAUAUUAUGUGUUUUAAUUUUCUUUUCUUUUUUUAAAAAAAAGGUUUUAUUUUAUUGUCGAGGAGAAUCCAACGAGGAUGUUUUUUAACAAGUCGGUCGUUCUUUUUUGACUAUUAAAAAUGGCAGUCGUCACUGUUUUUGCCAUUGCCCCUCCCCCCCGCAGACAGGAUAGGUGUGGUUUUUGUUGAUUUGUAGCUUUUCCUUUUGGCACUUUUCUUUCUUCCUCAUCCUCAAAUCCUGUGGUAGACAUCAUGAAAUGAACAAAUCAAAACAAUAAGUGGUGGUUAAAGCCUUAUUAUAGCCUCUGAUGCUCACAGGCAUCAGUAAAGUAUCUGGAAGGUGAUCAACACUUUAUGAAGUGUUAUGUUACUGUUAUCGAUUGACUAUGAGACGCUGAGCCCGACUUCCUGGCUAGUCAGUCCAAUUGUCAGGCUGAAACACAAACAAGGAAGCAGGUGUAUUUUUACUAUAGGUUAGCUAACCACAGCUUUUUCUGUUUUAGUUUCUAUUUUUAAUUCCCAUUUUUAUCAAAAGAAACCUUCACGAGGAUCAGCCCCCGAAGUCAACCAUAUCAGCAGGUUAAUGAUUACCAUUUUGUUGUUGUUUUUCACGCUGUCAGAGGUUACUCGCUCUGCCAGUUGGACCUUGUAUAUUAUUUUGUACGGCCAUUAAAUUCCCCUUAAUUGCCCAUCAGAAGUAUACUGUGACUCAUGGACCAUAACUUUGUUUUUAAAGUUGUUUGUCUCCUUUGUCCUCUCUCAUUUCUAUUCUGGCCACCCCUCCAAUUUCGAGUAACUUUAUCUUAAACCUUUUUUCCCGCCCUCUUUUUAGAUUGUUUUAAAUGUACUCAUCGAGAUGGGGCUCCCAUUUAUGUGUCUCAGUAUGAAAUGUUUCCGAAUAGGCAGUUGACACUGUAUUGUAAACUUUUAACAUUCUUUUUAUUUUGUAUGGGUAAAAUAAAGUUCAUAUUUCAAUUAA